This is a messenger RNA of Fusarium proliferatum ET1, 1152 nucleotides long. RefSeq lists its product as uncharacterized. The record is from RefSeq and is a predicted model, not a curated record. The transcript has a single exon. The coding region runs from base 1 to 1152 and encodes 383 amino acids. Lineage: Eukaryota; Fungi; Ascomycota; Sordariomycetes; Hypocreales; Nectriaceae.
AUGGGCGUUAUUGGUAUCGGCCUCAUCGUCGCCUCUGUUGUCUGGGUGCUUGUUCGUCCGCCGUCAUGGAUGCCAGAGCCGCUGCAGAUCCUUCUCCGCUGGAGAGGGACUGGUCCUCCUGCUAUUGUAGCUAAGGACGAGGCUGAGACUGAAGCUGAUGAUGCUGACCCUGCACCCCGUAUCAUGGUGUCGGAUCCCGAGGUGGAACCGGGCCCUCGACUCCGGGCUCGUCCGGCCGAUAACCGUACCACACGAGACGACGGCCAGCGUCGAGACCAAGGAAAGGCUACUGCUACUGCGAUCGAUACCCCAACCUCGUCGUCGAAGAUCCACAGGAACGAUGCUGCUUCUAUGCCGCCGCCUCCUUUACCAAAGGUUGCGCCCCCACCUCCAACCAUCACCGAACCCGAAGAGCAAACAACUCCCAAGGCUAUCGCAUCCGAUCCUCCCUCUAUUUCCGUCCCCAGCUUCAGCCUCGACAAUGCUCCUAUUGCGCCGAGUUCACACCCCGCCCCGCGUCGGAACCCCACAACCCCGGGCCCCGCUCUUUCCCCGAAUCCAACCUCCAUGAUGCCUCCGCCUCCAGCUCCGGGCCGUCUACCUCCUCCCACGUUCUCAACUGCCCCACCUGCUGGUCGCAUGCCAUCACUCUCUCAGUUCCCCGCCGUGAAUUCACCGCAACGAGCUCGUGGCCCUCUACCGAACAGAGGUCCUCCGUCAUCAGGUGGCCUCGCACCUCCACCUACACACUCAUCUAAACCCAGCAAGCCCAAUCGCAAGGUCCUCCUCACGCCAGGCCACUCUCCUCUCGACUGGGCUCGCAUAUCUGGACCGAAUGCUGACCUCCGUGGUGUCGAACCCCAAACACCAUACCUGCGCGUGACCCCAUCUAUGCUGAAGCGCAUGACAGGUCGCAAGGGCAAAGAUGCUUGGAUGGCCCUGAACGGCAAGGUGUACAAUGUUACUCCAUAUGCCGACUUUCAUCCCGGAGGUGUUCCUGAGUUGAUGCGAGGUGCGGGGCGUGACGGUACCAAGUUGUUUGGCGAGAUUCAUCCUUGGGUGAACUACGAGACUAUGUUAUCAGCCUGUCUCGUAGGCCUGCUUGUCGAGGAGUCUGAAGGCACUGAGAAUCAGAUGGACCAGAUGGAUUAG